CUGCAGUGAUUGGUUCCUGUUUUCACUGCUACUAUGGCGCCUAGUGUAGUAUUCGUUCUUGGAGGGCCUGGGGCUGGCAAAGGCACUCAGUGUGACUUGAUAGAGAAGGAAUAUGGCUAUGUACAUUUGUCAGCUGGGGAUCUACUGCGUGAAGAGCGAAAUCGUGAGGGUAGCGAGUAUGGCGAUCUCAUUGAGAAGUACAUUAGAGAGGGCGCUAUUGUUCCUGUAGAAAUCACUGUUAAUUUACUAAAGCGUGCGAUGGAACAGCGCGACUGGGAGCACGGCAAGUUCCUAAUUGAUGGCUUCCCGAGGAAUGAGGACAACCUUGAUGGGUGGGAGCGCGUUCUUGGUGGGAAAGUUGAUGAAAAAUUCUGCCUAUUUUUUGAUUGCCCUGAAGGCGUUAUGGAGAAACGUCUUCUGUCGCGAGGGAAGACCAGUGGGCGUUCUGAUGAUAAUCUGGAAUCUAUCCGUAAGCGUUUCCGCACGUAUGAGGCUGAUACGAUGCCGAUCAUUGUGAGGUUCAAGGCUAAGGGAAAGGAAAGGAGGGUGAACGCUGACCGAUCAGUGGAGGAGGUCUGGUUUGAUGUGAAAAACAUUUUCGAGAAGAUGUAGAAGGGGAUGUCCACCUCUGGGCGUGUUCCCGUCUUACUGAUUCACCAUAGUAUUUGUGUAUGCAUUACACUGAAUGGUGGGCUAUCGCAGUGCGUGAUAAGUAGAUGUCGAGGCUGCUGUUCUAACCUCC
This is a messenger RNA of Perkinsus marinus ATCC 50983, 742 nucleotides long. RefSeq lists its product as hypothetical. Gene Ontology annotation, cellular component: cytoplasm; nucleus. Gene Ontology annotation, biological process: CDP biosynthetic process; 'de novo' pyrimidine nucleobase biosynthetic process; UDP biosynthetic process. The transcript has 6 exons. Lineage: Eukaryota; Perkinsozoa; Perkinsida; Perkinsidae. Gene Ontology annotation, molecular function: ATP binding; UMP kinase activity. The record is from RefSeq and is a predicted model, not a curated record. Bases 34 to 612 code for a protein of 192 amino acids.